Molecule: messenger RNA, 2449 nt
Organism: Penaeus monodon (black tiger shrimp)
Lineage: Eukaryota; Metazoa; Arthropoda; Malacostraca; Decapoda; Penaeidae
Exons: 7
Coding region: 546-2162 (538 amino acids)
Source: RefSeq, a predicted model, not a curated record
AACAACCGACCGCGUGCGGAAAGGAAUCUUUGCCCGCAGUACGUAUUCUUUGACACGUCUAGGUAGGUACGGUUUAUUGACUCGUUUGUAGACACGCUGAUGGGACAAAGAGGUACACCAUACUAAGCCCCAAUCGUAACACUAUUUUUAAGACAUAUAAGACAAGAUGCUGACAGCAAAAGGAUUUCUACAGCGCCUACCAACGACAUCGUUAGUUGUGUUUCACGUGUUCUACCCCGACCCUUCUACACAACAUGUUUUAAUUCUAACAAAUUCAAGAAUUCAGAGAACGGAGUGGAGUGGCUACACCCAGCAGGAGGGACUAUAGAAAUGCGCUCAGCUGAGCAUUUUUGCGAAACUGACCAUCAAUAGUUCAGUGCCUCUUGAUCCUUCUCUUUUUGAGGAAGCUCUCACACACCUCUACAGGUUCCAAAGGAUUCUGAUGUGUCAACAGAAAUCAACAAGCAUUUACUUCAUUCUUUUGACAAUUCUGCAGAAGCGCCACUGUGGCUCGCUCGACUCCUCCCGGCAGCCCCCGGUGUCCCAUGUCCAAUUCCAGGAUGGAAAGAGAAACAGCACAAGCAUUCCUGUCCAAAAUCGAGACGGUAUUAACCGGCUUAGUACAUUUGAUAAAUAUAACGAGCAUUGCUACAAACAAAAUGCUGACGACGACAAGAUUCCUGCAUCGUCUACCAACGGCAGCCUUGUACCGUCUGCCUCGAUCUCUCCCCGGCCUCUUUCACACGCCACGUUUUAAUCAUACCACACCGAAGAACGUCGAGAGUGGAGCCCUGUGGCUGCAUCCAGCAGGAGGAACUAUCGAGAGGUUAAAUGUGGCAGCGAAAUAUGCUCAACUGAACUUUCUCACCUGCCUCACCAUCAACAGCUCACUGCCCCUAGAACCUGCUCAUUUCGAAGAGGCUCUCACGCACCUCUACAGGAAAAUUAGUCCACUCAGAGCAUGUUUCCGCUGGAGAGAAGGAACGCUAUGGGUGUGUGAAGCGCUUGAGCCCCGGCUUGACUUUUUGGUUCUAAAGGAUUCGGAUGUGUCAGCAGCAUUCAACAAGCUUUUGGUUCAACCUUUUGACAAUUCUACAGAAGCACCUCUUUGGCGCACUCGACUCCUCCCGGCAGCCCCAGGCGUCCCUUGUCUAAUACCAGAGAUAAAAGAGAAAUUUCCUCACCAGUAUGACUUCAUGUUUCACAUCCACCAUGGGUUAUGUGAUGGCCUUACUGUGAUGGUGAUUUUCAAUACAUUUUUGAAAUUGCUAGAGGAUGUGGUUUCGGGGGCUCCUAUCAGCAAAGAGCAACUGGGGAAGUUUGUAAGUGGAGAACAAACCAUGGCUAUCGAAAGGGAGGUGUUGAAGAAUUUGGAGAGCAGACCAGAGGACUUCCAGCGUAUGAUCGAUGAAACUGUGAAUACCAAGUUUACACCACUCCUUGAGCAGGCCUUUGGAACUCCAGAAAAGAAAAGUUUUCCAGCAGAAUACAUCAUAACUGACUUGGAGCCUCGCUUGUUGCAGAAUUUCCAAGACCGAUGUCAAUCCCAUGGCGUCACCUUGAACUCGGGGAUGACUUCGGUGAUCAACACAGCCCUGGUAGAGCUAGUGGCCGAUGCGGGGUUAGAGAGGGAUGUUUACAGCGUCACCAGCCGUCAUCCAGUCAACCAGAGGCGUUACUGGAAAGGCAAUCCCAUCACAGACUUGGGGAACCACAUGGGUGCUAUGUCCCAAACCAUGCAAACGCCUUGUCACAACAGGAAUACUUUCUGGGAAUAUGCUAAGCAGUUUGAUUCCGAGUUCCAGAGGAAGCUCAAGGACGGGUACAUCUUCCAGGAGAGGAUUAUCAGGUCCAAAAUUUUGCCGAAGGACUAUAGUCAUGAAUCCUUCUAUAGUUCCCCUCCUGCUGUAGUAUAUGAUUACAUGUUCAGUAAUAUUUUAAUGCCUGGAAUAAUAGAGUAUGGAAUAGGAAACAAAGUGCAGUUGACUGCAACGAUGUAUGCAAGCAACAUAGCCAAUUGUGAAUUUUCGAGCAUGCAUGCACUCACUUGGUUCCGCAACCGAGUUUUAUACAGCAUUAUGUAUGCUUCCGGCCGCGUUAGUCGCAGUACAAUGCAAGCAUUCCUGUCCAAAAUUGAGACGGUGUUAAAUAGUUUAUCAUAGACGUAGCAAGCACUGUUCCGAGUGAACCAUCAUUUUCAAUUUAGGUCCAAGGGGAUAGUUCUUUUAAUGCUAGUAUUUUGACAAGACUUGUGAGGCUCCUAUUUCAGCAACUUCGUAAGCACGAUUGGAUUAGUUUAUUAGACCAAGACAUUAGCGAAAGUCGGGUUUGUUUUCUUUAACAUCCUUGUCAUUUAGAUAUUAUUGCCAUUACUGUCUUUUUCAGAAAUGUUUUUUGGAUUGCACCAAACAAGGCCAAAGAAAAUCAUUACACUGAAUUUGCUUUAAUA